CACAGCGACGCAGGCAGUGUUUCCCGUUAUUGGUUCUUUGCUGAUAAGGCAUUGGAGAGAUGAAGACACUCUUUUGCUGGAGCUACGAUCAACGCCAGGAAUUGGCCAAAAAGGACCGAAUUUGGGAAUUUUUCAACAUUUACCCAUAACUAUUCAACUACUGACGACAUUUUCAUUGACGUUAUAUGGGCUGGUUACAGGAUGCGACAAAGGCAGCAAGGGUUUUGCGGUAAUUAUUUCGCACAUCGUGACGGUAAACAGCAUAACACGAGACCCGAUUGGUCAAGAUGUGGAGUAAUGACGUAGGUGUCAUUUCAGAUAUUAACAAAGAAUCCUAAAGAAGGAGUCUCAAUUUACAGAGCCUCAUUAUACACUUGUCGCAGUAAUGGAGAACUCGAGCAUCUGCGAAUAGCCCAAAGCGAAAUUUUAGUUCUAUGUGAGUUGCCUAAAAUAAGGCAAACUUUGAAAAUUUUAUAUCUAAUUGUACACUGCAAGCACAGAAGGACACUUUGAAGUGGAGCGUUCUACUAUCUUUGAGGCAUUAGAAACAAAUAGUUCAGGAUCCGAAGAAAACAGGGAUAAAGUUGCAUAACCAAGAGACGUAGACAUGUAUUCAACUUCAGUAAGGCUAAUGAGCAUCGCAAACAUGCGAGCAACGGAGAAAAACACAUAUUCAUAGAUCUAGCGCACGUUACAUCACAGACACCAUGAGUGCUACAAACAGCAGCCUUUCGCCCAUGUCCAACGCCACGGAGACCCCGAGUGCUGAGGGAAAGGUAGCUGAGAUCGCCAUCCUCUGUGUAAUUCUCCUCAGCGCUCUGAUUACUAACUGCCUCAUCUGUACUGUCUUCUACAAGCGGCCGCAUCUCCUCACCGUAUCCAAUAGCUUCUUGUUGAACCUGGCCUGCUGUGACGUAGGACUUGCCGUGCUGGUGAUGCCGUUUAUGAUCGUCUCGGCCUCGGAACAGGGGUGGGCGUUCGGGGCGGAGUGGUGUCAGGCUCAGGGUUACAUCACCACCGUGCUGUUCUCUACCUCUACCGUCAACUUACUCCUCGUCUCCUUGGACAGGUACUACUACAUCAUCGCCCCCCUUCGGUACCCGUUUGUGUUCACGCAGACACGUGGAAACAUCAUGCUUGUCUGGAGCUGGUUGGUUGGCCUCAUUGUCGCGAUCCCUCCGCUGUUUAACUGGGGCGAAUACAGGUUUCAGAGAGAGGCUCUGUCCUGUACUCUGUCCUGGACUAACACCACGCCCUCUCUAAACUACCUUAUCUUCUUCUCCUCAUUCAGCUAUAUACUGCCUCUCAUAGGAAUGAUAUGGUGCUACUGUAGUAUAUUUAACGUGGCAUUAGGCCACACCAGGAGAAGCAACAGGGUCCAUCCGGUUCCCCAGUCCUCCUACGUGUCCCCUCGCCAGCCCCCAGACGUCCUCGUCCCCACGGUGGACAGAGCAGAGAUCAGUGACGGCGUGUUUGGAGACGCUGAGAGUCAGGAGACCACGAGCAGCGAGGUCGUCUCGGAGCCAUCUCGGUACAGCCAAUCGCGCGACUGCAAGGCCGCUCGGACCAUACUGUUAAUUGCAGUGGCAUUUCUCACGUGUUGGGUGCCUUAUUUCAUAGUAGCUGGCCUGCAGGUGUCCGGUAACACAGUAGACGACGUGGUUGUUACCACUGCUACCUUGCUGGCGCACUGCUCGAGUGUUUUGAACAUUGUCAUCUAUGGAUAUCUUAACAAAUACUUGAGGAUUGAAAUGUUCAGAUUACUGAAACAGAUGCGCCAAAACAGGAGCCAUGACAGUACAGCAGUGGUGAACAUAGAGAGCGAAGAGAAUGCUUCGACUACAUUCACCACCCUGUCUUCGCUUAAGCUUGCCUACAUGCCACGCGGGGGGACACCUAGAUCCAAAAUGAAAGCAAAAAGAGACGUGCCCCUGAACUCUGAUAUUCACGCCAUUGAAGAGCUCGCUGAGGACUCGAAAUCAAGCACGCGCUGCUUGCAAAUACGCGUCCAGUGCUCUGCCAGCGCAGAAAACACGGCCUCCCAGCCUCUUGGCACUGGACCGAACAGUUCCCAUGGCGACACAGACCUCGCAGUCUCGCCAAAGCCGAAGUGCUGUGUCACGUGGCAAGACAAGACAAAAAAUGAUGUGAAAACUAAAGGGGGCUUGAUCCUAACCCCGCACUUUUAUAUGGACGAAGAAAGCACUGCCAAUGAUGGCAGUUACUUUGAUGAUGUCAUAGCUGGGAACUCGUCUCCGGCUGUAUCAACGGGUGAUCUGUGUUGA
Molecule: messenger RNA, 2285 nt
Organism: Lingula anatina
Lineage: Eukaryota; Metazoa; Brachiopoda; Lingulata; Lingulida; Lingulidae
Product: putative G protein-coupled receptor No18
Biological process (GO): G protein-coupled receptor signaling pathway
Cellular component (GO): endosome; plasma membrane
Molecular function (GO): G protein-coupled receptor activity
Source: RefSeq, a predicted model, not a curated record